AUUUAGUAAUUAUUCAUUAUUGUCUAUUGACUAUUGAGUUUACCUGAUUUUUUACCUGUUGUAUCUUAUUAAAACCGUAACUAAUAAUUAUUUAAUAAUAUUUAUUUACUAUUGUCUAUUGAAUAUUUAACCAUAAGUAAAUUUUAAUAAAUAAAUAAUUGUAAAUUUAUUCAUAAUCAUGGUCGCUGCUUCAGAAGAAUCAAUCAACCGUAUAGGAACAGUAUUAGCUAACACAACGUUACCAAUGAAAGAACGCUUCAGAGCGCUAUUUACACUCAAAAACUUGGGUGGAAAUUUAGCUAUUGAUAAUAUAGCUAAAUGUUUCAAUGAUGAUUCAUGUUUGUUAAAGCAUGAAUUGGCAUACUGCUUAGGACAAAUGAGAGAUGAAUAUGCUAUUCCUUAUUUAAUCGAAGUACUGAAAGAUAACAAACAAGAACCUAUGGUUCGACAUGAAGCAGCUGAAGCACUGGGAGCAAUUGGUAAAGAAAAUGUUAUACCAAUUUUAGAAGAAUAUAAAAAUGAUCCUGUGGUAGAACUAGCCGAAACCUGUCAAUUGGCUUUAGGACGACUUUUACUACCUAAAAAUGAAGCAAAUAUUGAAAAUAUUUAUGGUUCUAUAGAUCCAGCACCUCCUUCUGAAAUAAAAAGCAUAGAAGAACUUGAAAAAAUUCUUACUAAUGAAAAUGAAAGCCUCUUUAACAGAUAUAAAGCAAUGUUUUCAUUACGAGAUAUUGCAUCAUCUGAAAGUAUCACUAUUCUUUCGAAAGCGUUAUCAUGUGGAAGUGCAUUGUUUAAACAUGAAAUAGCAUUUGUUUUGGGACAAUUACAAUCACCACUUAGUGUACCGUAUCUAAAAGAAUCAUUAAUAGAUGAAAAUCAAAACGAUAUGGUCCGACAUGAAUGUGCAGAAGCAUUAGGUGCAAUUGCUACAGAUGACUGCUAUGAUAUAUUAAAACAAUACAUAAAUGAUCAAAAGGUAGUAGUCAAAGAAAGUUGUGAAGUUGCAUUGGAUAUGUGUGAAUAUGAAAACUGUCCUGAUUUUCAAUAUGCUGAUACGCUUGAAAAAGUUACCACAUAAGUUGAUAUUUUAUGUUAUUUUACAAAUUACUUAAAUUUUGAAUUAACAUUAAAUAUGAAAAGAUAAUGUUAAA
Molecule: messenger RNA, 1151 nt
Organism: Melanaphis sacchari
Lineage: Eukaryota; Metazoa; Arthropoda; Insecta; Hemiptera; Aphididae
Gene: nero
Product: deoxyhypusine hydroxylase
Exons: 3
Coding region: 179-1078 (299 amino acids)
Biological process (GO): peptidyl-hypusine biosynthetic process
Molecular function (GO): deoxyhypusine monooxygenase activity
Source: RefSeq, a predicted model, not a curated record